AUGUGUGAAGUACAACAUCCUCAGACACGAAGCGACAAGCAACAACAGGACAGCUCCACAAGCAACCCUGUAUCAACAUCAACACCAGCUUUAACCCCGAGAUCAGCACAGGGGACCGCCGAUCACACCUCCCAAGUCGAGACAUUCUCCAUUCCCGCAACAGGUUCCGACUUUGAUCACCGCACCAUGAUCACGAUCCAGUCCCAGCAACAACAGAUUCCCCAGGACAUCUGGCUUCACAGUCCAUGGCAUCGCGUGCUCUACCAGCCGGCGUGGGGGUAUCCGCUGCAGCCCGGCGACAACAAGGUGCCAGCUGAGGCUGCCAAGCCGGAGACGAAUGGACACACAGAUAAAGGCUCUUCGGCAUAG
This is a messenger RNA of Fusarium sp. VM40, 369 nucleotides long. NCBI's taxonomy places the organism in Eukaryota, Fungi, Ascomycota, Sordariomycetes, Hypocreales, Nectriaceae. The record is from the annotation of a GenBank genome assembly.